ACUCUGAAUAAGCUUAUGCAGUGUGGAGUACCAAAUAUUGCCAAAAACCAUUUCUUCUUAUUUUGCACAUCACUACAGGUGGGUAGAGGUAGGCAACCAAAUACGUUAAAAACUCCCGCCACAAUAAAUGCUCUUGUUUGUGUUAGAAUUCUUUACUGAAAACUAUUUUAAAUCCCAUCUUUCCUAAACUGUAGAAGACUUUUGCAACUUAAUAUGUGUAAAGAAAAGUUUAAUGAUAUUGUUUUCGAUUUAUAUUUCACUUGAUGUUCAAUUUGGAUUUAGAACUCUUAUUCUCAAAUUUAUAAGACUGCGUAUCCAAAACCCUUCUUAAUGUAAAGUGAAUUGCACUCAUAGUAGUUGAAAAUCUAUAGAAAGUUCUUUAAAAGGGUUAUUUUGAUGCAGAUCGUAUUCAUAUAAUAUUAUCUUCUUUCUACUAAAAACAAAAAUCGAAGGAAUGAUAAAAUAAUAUUUCGUUCGAUUUGACAGUAAAUAAAACUCAUGCUGUGCGUGCCUAAAUAUUAAAAAGAAAAUGUGUUUUCUGUUCGAUACACGUAAUUAAAAAAGCAAUUUAUGCAGUGUGUGUUAAAUGCAUUCUGACCGAAGGAGAUAUUAUUAUUGAAGGCAAUAUCUUCUGUGUUGGCAGUAAUAUUUUUUGUUGUGACACUAACAAAUAAAAAAUAUCUGGGCAAAAUGUGACACAUAGUUGCAAUGAUAUUCUAAGAGAAAAAUAUUCUCAUUGAAAUUUAAUGUUAGCACUUUGCUUAAAAGUGUCCAAGUGUAGUUAAUAAUUAUUUUAAAUAAGAAGUAAUUUCAUUCAAAUGUUUUGUGUUCAUUAUAAAUUGAUAAAUUAUUUAGGCAGUCGCGAUAAAUAAAUAACGAAGAAUGGAAUUUCGUUUAAUCUAACUAACACUUUAGACACACUUUUCCAUGCAGUGCAUUAUUAAACAGUUGUAGUUACAUUACAUCUACAGUAUUUUAUUUUGCUUAUUUAAAAAAAAAUUAUUGAAGUAAGUGAUUUGAUACAACAUGAUCAUUUUUGUAAUAUGUGCUAUUGACAGCCUCUUUGUGCUAUUUAAAUGAGUUGCUUUUGUUGUGAAAAUUAUUUUGAUUUAUUGCCUUCAUUUUAAUUAAUGGCUUAUUAUUUUUCCGUUAUCUAAUUACAGCUAUCUGUUUCAAAUAAAGAUGAAAUUUUUUUAUUUUGAGUAAAAAAUCUAUAUUAUUUCUUAUAUUUAAGCAUUUCUAUUUUAAUAUCAUUACAAAGUGGAUUUAUGUCUUCAUUUUUUGCAUAUUUAGGAUUGUUAUAUUAGAGAUCUUACUCAACUACGCACAAUUUAUCUACCCUUAUUAUUCUUGCUCUAGUAACACACGCAAAAGUGUCUUACAACAAUAUUUUGCUUAGUAUUCUGGUAGUGUAAUGAUUUAAUUUUUAAAGCUUGCAAAAAGAGACCCAUUCUUAAAACAGGUCAUAUAAUCAAGAAUCUUAUUUCUUGCAUUUCAUGUAAUUAGAAUUUUUCUUAAAAUUAUUCACAUUUUUCUUAACAUUGUUAAGAAACCUUAUUUGUGCAGUAUGAGCAAAUAAAGUUUUUCUCAGAAAAGUAAACAUAUACUGUGAAAGUGUUUUUCAUCCUGUAAGAUAACCUUCUUGAAAUAUAUGUAACUAGAUUUUUUCAAAAAGAAUAAGCCUCACUAAACACUGCAAAGCUAAUACUAGGGAUAAAUCCUAUUUUUGUAAUAUAUAUAAUAGUUUUUCACAAAAAGAUCUUCAGACUAAACACAAUCGUGUUCGUAUGGGUGAGAAGCCUUAUUUUUGUGGUAUGUGUAAUAAGAGUUUCUCACGAAAAAAUUUACUGACUGGUGAUUCUGGCUCAUUCUGGUGAGAAACCUUACUCUUGUAGUAAAUGUAGUAAGAUAUUUUCAGUUAGAAAUAAUAUGACUCAACAUAGUCGUGUUCAUACUGGUGAGAAGCCUUAUUCUUGUAGUGUCUGUAAUAAGAGGUUCUCAGUUGGAAAUCAUUUGACUCAACAUAGUCGAGUUCAUACUGGCGAGAAACCUUAUUCUUGUAGUAUAUGUAAUAAGAGUUUUUCACGAAGAGAUAUACUGACUCAACAUAGUCGUGUUCAUACUGGUGAGAAACCAUAUUCUUGUAGUAAAUGUAGUAAGAGAUUUUCAGUUAGAAAUAAUUUGGCUCGACAUAGUCUUGUUCAUACUGGUGAGAAGCCUUAUUCCUGUAGUGUUUGUAAUAAGAGAUUUUCAGUUAGAAAUCAUUUGACUCAACAUAGUUGUGUUCAUACUGGUGAGAAACCUUAUUCUUGUAGUAAAUGUAGUAAGAGAUUUUCAGAUAGAAAUAAUUUGACUCGACAUAGGCGUGUUCAUACUGGUGAGAAACCUUAUUCAUGCAGUGUAUGUAAUAAAAGUUUUACAGGAAGAGGUCAACUGACUGAACACAGUCGUCUUCAUACAGGUGAGAAGCCUUAUUCUUGUUGUAUAUGUUAUAAUAGAUUUUCAACUAGAUUUUAUUUGACUAAACAUAUUCGUAUUCAUACUGGUGAGAAGCCUUAUUCUUGUAGUCAAUGUAAUAAGAGAUUUUCACAAAGAAAUAGUUUGACUCGACAUAGUCGUGUUCAUACUGGUAAGAAGCCUUAUUCUUGUAGUAAAUGUAAUAAGAGAUUUUCAGUUAGAAAUAAUUUGGUUCGACAUAGUCGUGUUCAUACUGGUGAGAAACCUUAUUCUUGUAGUGUAUGUAAUAAGAGAUUUACACAAAGUGGUCAACUGACUGUACAUAGUCGUGUUCAUACACGUGAGAAGCCUUAUUCUUGUAGUGUAUGUAAUAAGAGAUUUACGCAAAGUGGUCAACUGACUGUACAUAGUCGUGUUCAUACACGUGAGAAGCCUUAUUCUUGUAGUAUGUGUAAUAAGAGAUUUUCAACUAGAUCUUAUUUGACUAAACAUAUUCAUGUUCAUACUGGGAAAUAAACCCUAUUCUUGUAGUAUAUGUUAUAAGAGUUUUUCACUAAUAGUUCUUCUAAAUAAGCACAUUUUUGUUCAUAUUGGAGAGAGACCUUUUUCAUGUAAUCAGUCUUUUUCAAGGAAGGAUUAUCUAACUCAUCACAUUCAUGUUCACACUGUUAAGAAGUUAUUUUUUUAUGUGCGUAAAAAUAGUUUUUGUUUUUGCUUUGGUCAGGUUUCGUCCAAUUUUUCAUAAUUUUAUUUAUACUUGUUAAAGACCUCAUUCUUAUAAUCAGAGCUCA
Parasteatoda tepidariorum (common house spider) is the source of this 3248-nucleotide messenger RNA. The record is from RefSeq and is a predicted model, not a curated record. NCBI's taxonomy places the organism in Eukaryota, Metazoa, Arthropoda, Arachnida, Araneae, Theridiidae.